AUGACGACGAUCGUAAGUGAGCUUAGCAUGCACGAUCUAAAUAACAAGUUCUUCGAGAUCAUGCAAAAUGAAAGCAACGCAGAAGAUGCGGCGAAUUUUAUUUACGAUAGUGUUUAUGAAGAUGUCGCAUUAGGGUUCCUUUUCGAAUUCCAUCAUGGUUUAAAGACUGGACUUACGGAUUUGAUAGAAGGGGAAAAGGAAGAAGAUGAAAGCUGUAAAAUUGUUGUCUCACCCGAAUGUGAUGUUUUUGGUUUUUCUGUAUUAAAGAAAACUCCAGAUUCUAACUGUUCUUGUCCUAAUUGUGAGCGGCCAGUAUCUGCUACUCGUUUUGCACCGCACCUAGAGAAAUGCAUGGGAAUGGGAAGGAACAGUUCUCGAAUAGCAUCAAGACGUAUUGCAUCAAAUAGUCGUGAACCAACCUCAUAUGCUGGACUCUUAAGUGAUGAUGAGGAUGAUGCUGAUUGGUCAGGAAGCUCCAUGCAAAGUGAACGCCGAAAACGCAGAAUCAGAAGUAACAACAACCGGAAGUCUAACAAAAUGCAUAAUGGUAACAGGAAUAAUAAUGGAAAUCACAAUUCGGAUUCAAAUGAUGGUGCCACCUAUGAGACAAUGAGUGCAAAUGAAAAGAAAAACUUGCUGCAACAGAUAUGUGGUGUUGUUUCUGAACACACAAAGAAACUGUGUAUUAGAUCAACUCGCUGCCCACAACACACUGAAGAACAGAGGAGAGCUCUUAGAAAUAGUGUUUUGGAACCAUCCACUCCAGAAUCUCAACCAUUACUGACAGCUGAUGAUGCAGGAUCACCUCCAGAUUCUAGUCCUUCAUCUUCCUGUUCCUCUUCCAGCAGGAAGCGAGAUAGGCAUCGCGCCUUGAAGAAUAAGAGUAAGAGAAAGCGAAAUUUAUCGCCUAGUGGCAGGGAUUAA
Pieris macdunnoughi is the source of this 924-nucleotide messenger RNA. Lineage: Eukaryota; Metazoa; Arthropoda; Insecta; Lepidoptera; Pieridae. The record is from the annotation of a GenBank genome assembly.